AUGUAUACUGACGGAGCAUCCAAUUCCCAAAGGGCUGGCAUUGGCAUCGUAUUAGAGGCUCCCUCGGGCCUCAAAAUUGAAGAAGCCAUUCGUUUAGAGCAAUCCACGACGAAUAAUGAAGCAGAAUAUGAGGCACUAAUCUAUGCUUUAGAACUAGCACGAGAAAUGGGCAUCCAGCGUCUGAAUGUCAGAGGAGACUCACAGCUUAUGAUAGAGCAAGUGGCUGGAAAUUUCGAUACUAAGGCACCCCAUCUGACUAGCCUUCUACAGAAGGUAACUGACUUGCGAUCACAUUUUCGCCAGUUCGAACUCAUACAAGUGCCUAGGGAACAAAAUCAGAAGGCCGAUGCCCUCGCCAAAUUAGCCUCUGCAGGAGGUUGCACACGCCAGUCCUCCAUAUCUAUAAGCCGAUCAAGCAAAGACAUGGAAGUCUAUUCAACAUCGUCCGGACCUGAAUGCUGGAUGGAUCCAAUCAUAAGAUACUUGUCCACCUCCGAACUCCCACAUAAUCCGAACGACGCAAAGCUUCUGCGCCUUCGGGCACAACGUUAUUCCAUAAUCCAUGGGAUGCUAUACCGCAGGUCCUUCAACGGCCCCUACCUACGGUGUUUGCGUCCAUCAGAAGCUAAAAAAUUACUAGAAGAGAUACAUGAGGGGACAUAUGGAAAUCACACAGGGGGACGGAGCGAACUACCUAAGGCUGCCAGAGGAAGGCGGUAUGCUCUGGUGGCCACUGAUUACUUCACAAAAUGGGUUGUGGCAGAGGCAUACGUCACAGUCAGCAAAACAGACACUAUGUCCUUCAUUUGGAAGCAUAUCAUUUGUCAAUUUGGGAUACCAUGGGAGAUAGUCGUGGACAAUGGAACCCCAUUCCAAAAUGCGAAGGUACAAGAACUAUGUGACACAUACAAGAUCAAGCUAAGCUUUGCCUCUGUCACUUACCCACAAGGCAACGGCCAAGCAGAAGCUUCCAACAAAGUUAUCUUUGCCAACAUUAAGAAGAACUUAGAAGAUAAAAAAGGAGCAUGGGCAUAUGAACUACCAAAAGUGUUAUGGGCAUAUAGGACAACAAAAAGAUCCUCUACGGGGGAAUCUCCCUUCGCCAUGGUAUAUGGAACAGAAGCCAUCAUCCCAACAGAAGUGGGCCUACCUACACUUCGAACAGAGAUCGUGUCUGAUCAAACAACCAACAACAUCCAACUAUUACACAACCUAGACCUUCUGGAAGAAGUACGUACGAUGGCGCAAUUACGACGAGAAAAUUAUCAAAAGGCCGCAGAACGCUACUACAACAAAAGAGUUCACACACGCACAUUUCGAGAAGGUGAUUGGGUUCUGCGUAAGGUCACAAGCAACAAGAAGAAGCUAGAACCUAAUUGGAAAGGGCUUUUCAAAAUCAUAAAAGUGCACUACAAACCCUACCCUCUUACCUGCAUAAGAGGAGCACUUCCUGCUGUCUACUCUGCCCUGACUAUCGCAGCAGAACCAUCAACUGUCACGCUUCAGAUUCUUCACCAGUACAUACUAACUGGUUUGGCAAUCCAAGGCCUGGGAGGAACUUGUCCCACAUUCGCACCCAUAUCCUACACAAUGGGUGCCUCUGACAGGAUACAAGACAGCCCAAACAAGCCAUCGAUAUACCACACGGUAUGGGUGCAUUGGAAAGAUAUCUACCUCGCACUCUUCACCUUUAGCAUCUGCCUCGACGCCCGAUUCUACGCUUCGCCCCCUGCCUUCGGCCAAAAUCACAUUAACCCCUUUAACACUGUGGGAAAGUAUCAGUCACCAGAGGCCGAACCCCCUCGGAUUGGACCGCUACAUAACUCCCUACGCGUAAGAAGGUCCACCACUCAACAAUAG
Molecule: messenger RNA, 1860 nt
Organism: Humulus lupulus (European hop)
Lineage: Eukaryota; Viridiplantae; Streptophyta; Magnoliopsida; Rosales; Cannabaceae
Exons: 3
Coding region: 1-1860 (619 amino acids)
Biological process (GO): DNA integration
Molecular function (GO): nucleic acid binding; RNA-DNA hybrid ribonuclease activity
Source: RefSeq, a predicted model, not a curated record